ACCGUCCGUUAGCGCCAAUCUAGAAUUCAAAGUCAUAAGCUGUAGUAAACUUCAUAAGGUUCCCCAGAGAUGCCUGAAACUGAUGCAGGUUACGAAGAUGGUGUGGAAGAACGUGUUAUUAAUGAAGAAUAUAAAAUUUGGAAAAAGAAUACUCCUUUCUUGUAUGAUAUGGUUAUGACUCACGCCCUGGAAUGGCCAAGUCUUACAGCUCAAUGGUUACCUGAAGUCACAAGACCAGAAGGUAAAGAUUUUUCUAUUCAUCGACUUAUCUUGGGAACUCAUACAUCUGAUGAACAAAAUCACUUACUUAUUGCUAGUGUUCAUAUGCCAAAUGAUAAUGCUCAAUUUGAUCCUAAUAGUUAUGAUGUUGAACGUGGUGAGUUCGGUGGGUUUGGUGCAGUAACCGGUAAAAUUGAGAUCAAUAUAAAAAUCAAUCACGAGGGUGAAGUAAAUCGAGCUCGUUAUAUGCCACAGAAUCCAUGUGUAAUCGCUACUAAAACGCCUAGUUCUGAUGUUUUGGUGUUUGAUUAUACCAAACAUCCAAGUAAACCUGAUCCAUCUGGUGUAUGUCGACCGGAAUUACGUUUAAGAGGGCAUCAAAAAGAAGGUUAUGGUUUAUCAUGGAAUCCAAAUUUAAAUGGUUAUUUGUUGUCUGCGUCGGAUGAUUAUACUAUUUGUAUGUGGGAUAUUAAUGCAACUCCAAAAGAAGGUCGUAUUAUAGACGCUCAAACUAUAUUCACUGGUCAUACAAGUGUUGUAGAAGAUGUCAGUUGGCAUCCAUUACAUGAAUCUAUAUUUGGUUCAGUUGCUGAUGAUAAAAAACUUAUGAUAUGGGAUACACGUAGUGGUUGUACAACACGUCCUAGUCAUACAGUUGAUUCACAUUUAGCUGAAGUUAAUUGUUUAUCAUUUAAUCCAUUUAGUGAAUACAUAUUAGCCACUGGUAGUGCUGAUCGAACUGUUGCACUAUGGGAUUUACGUAGUUUACAAAUGAAGUUACAUUCAUUUGAAUCGCAUAAAGAUGAAAUAUUUCAAGUUCAAUGGUCACCACAUCAUGAAACUAUUCUUGCUAGCUCCGGUACCGAUCGACGUCUACAUGUUUGGGAUCUUAGUAAAAUUGGUGAAGAACAAUCAGCUGAGGAUGCUGAAGAUGGACCACCGGAAUUACUGUUCAUUCAUGGUGGACAUACAGCGAAAAUUUCAGAUUUUUCGUGGAAUCCAAAUGAUGCAUGGGUUAUUUGUUCCGUAUCUGAAGAUAAUAUACUACAAGUGUGGCAAAUGGUAUGUUUUCUCUUAUUGUAAGAAUUUAUCUAGUUUAUAGCAUAGUUGGGUCUUGAAUUAUCCUGUUUUUUUUAAUAUUCAGGAUUGAUUUCUUCAUCUGUCUUUUAACAUGUAUGCGUCCUAUACAGCUAUUUUAUCACACACCAUCAUGGAUCGGUUGUAGCCAGCAGUGAAAACAAGGAUGCGCGUCUUGUCAUAACUAAAACUCGUCAGCUGUUCGUACCUGCAUACCAAGGUUGACAUUCACAUUAAGAGUUAAACUCAAUACCUUUCGAUUCAAAAAUCAAUGGUCUGCGUACUCAACGGGUCACCGAAAUUGCUGUUACAAGUGGUUGAAAAAAUUGGUUGUUUUACUCUCACCAAUAUACUUUCUUACCACUAUCAAGCAAUCUAAAGUAACUAACGAAAAGUCCUAAACCUUCAGAUUUAUUCUUAUCCAAUGUGCAUAUAAUCUGAACUGAUUCUACUAAUGCGAUUGAGAUCAAUAUCAUCAUCCACCUUUUUUGAAAAUUGGGAAGGUUACUACUGACAGGAUCUAUCAUAUAAUGGUCUCUGAGUAAUUAAGUUGUUCAACAUUCAACCAUUAGGUCGAAAGUGCGAGUCUGAACCUACAUGUUUCUGUUUAUACAUCCGGGUAGUAGAGUAGUAAUAGUAGUAGUACCGGUGGUAUCAUUAGUUCUCACGCAUAAAAUGUAAGAUGGAAAGUCCAUUACACAAAUCUGUACAAAUUUUUGGAUGAUUUAUAUUAGACUACUCGAUAGUGAAAGAGAAACGUGUUGUAACUCAACUAAUUCAGUGUUUGUAUAUCUCUCUGUGUUUAUUAUUUCAGGCUGAGAAUAUUUACAAUGAUGAAGAACUUCCACUGACCAUUGAAAAUGAAUAGAUUUAUAUUCAAUGUGCAUUUCACACUUUUUUCCCAUUUUUUUUUAUUUACACAUCACUACUAUCAUACUUAUUUACUAAAUGAAAAAUAAAAACAACUUAUGUAAC
Schistosoma margrebowiei is the source of this 2271-nucleotide messenger RNA. Lineage: Eukaryota; Metazoa; Platyhelminthes; Trematoda; Strigeidida; Schistosomatidae. The record is from the annotation of a GenBank genome assembly.